AUGGCCCAUCCCAAUGAUGUAACGGAUACUCAGGAUCAAGAUGAGACCAGUGCCACUCUCACCAAUGGCCACCCCCACGAUCACGAACACCUCCAUCAUGACGACCCGGGCGCUGGAGCUCUGUUCCAGGUGUCCGUCAAGCUGCCGCACCAGCCCUACAAGCAGUCAAUCAUUGUCGCAAGUCAAGAGCAGGUCCAAGACGUCCGCCAGUCCAUAAUCGAGACUCCCGACACCUUCCAGUACACGUGCUUCCAUCUCGAGCACCACGGCCAACGGAUCAAUGAUUUUGUCGAGCUCUCCGAAGUUAAAAAUCUCACGCCGGGCGACGAAAUCGUCCUUGUCGAGGACCCCUAUACAGAAAAGGAAGCCAGAUUACAUGUGAUUCGAAUACGGGAGCUCAUUGGGGCCACGGGAGAUCGACCCGAUCCGUUGCACGGCAUCUGCGCUGGUUUGUCCCUUCACGAUGACCAAUUUGGCUCUGCUCAAGCUCCCGCCAGCAAGCCCGAAGACAAUCCCCUGGCAGGCUAUGAGGUCGAUGGCCGCCCGCCCUUGGACGCGAUUUUGCCUCCACAGUCCGACACGUUGCCCAAGACCAUCAAGGGUCUCUCUGUGUCCCCGUGGAAUCCUCCACCAUACCACUUGCGCCAGCGAGGCCAUUUGCUGUACCUCCAGCUCACCACCAACGAAGGAGAGCAGCAUCAAAUCACCGCCACGGUGUCGGGCUUCUACGUCAACAAAUCCUCCAGCAACAAAUUCGAUCCAUUUCCCAGACCAGCUCCCAAGAAUCAUAGCGCCCAUUCCUUGCUGUCUCUCAUCUCGGCGUUGUCGCCGUCUUUCAAUGAGACCUUCGUCGAACUUCAAAAGAUCAAUGGCCGAAAAGAUCUCCUCACCACAUUCCCCUUCCAAAAUGCCAUCCCCGCCAACCCCUGGCUGGUGCCCUCGUCCUACGCACACGGAAGUCAGCACCAAGCCGAUCCGACAAGGGCACAGGAGCCAUACUUGAUGGGGGGAGCGGACGGCGCGGAGAAUCUUCGGGAUUGGAACGAGGAGUUUCAGACCACACGGGAGCUACCCCGAGAGACUCUGCAGGACCGAGUUUUUCGCGAGCGCCUUACGUCGAAGCUCUUCGCUGAUUACAAUGAUGCCGCGGCUCGGGGGGCGGUCCUUGUGGCAAGAGGUGAGGUGGCUCCAUUGAAUCCGACCGAGGGUCAGGACGCUCAAAUCUUCAUCUAUAACAAUAUCUUCUACUCGUUUGGCGCCGACGGUGUCCAGACAUUUGCCAGCGAAGGCGGUGACGAAGCCGCCAGAGUAGCGGUGGGAAAAGACGUCGCGGGUGUCCGGGCCGUCAAUCAAUUGGAUGUUAAUGGAUUAUUUACUCCGGGCACGGUUGUGGUGGACUAUCUGGGCAAGCGUAUUGUUGGCCAGAGUAUCGUCCCUGGCAUCUUUAAGCAACGAGAACCCGGUGAACACCAGAUCGACUACGGUGGCGUCGAGGGCCGAGACAUUGUGACGGAGAACAAGGCCUUUGCCCCCGUUUUUGAGAAGCUGUCGAAAUCUUUGCGCGUCAAAAAACACGCCGUGUGGGACAAGGAAGGCAAACGACACGAUUUGGAGGGGAGCGUGGAGACCAAAGGGCUGUUGGGUACUGAUGGCCGGAAGUAUGUUCUGGACCUCUACCGUAUUACCCCUCUGGAUGUGGCGUGGUCGGAGGAGGUCGAAUCUGACGCAGGCGACGACAAAUAUCCGCACCGGAUGUCGGUCUUGAGACUGGAACUCGUCGAGACGUACUGGCGCCUGAAAAUGCAAGAGUAUGUCCGUGCAGAGGUCGAGAAGCGUCGCUCGAAACAGUCCCAUGGCCACGCCGAAUCAUCAGCACCGGGUGAGGAGAUCCAGACCAAUGGCGAGGGUAUCGAACAUGAAAAAACGGAGGACCAGCCAAGUGAGGGUCCGAACGAUCCCCAGAAAGAGGCUCCGGCGUUGGACCAGGAACGGGUCGAUAUCUCGAACUUCAACUUCGCCCUCAACCCGGACGUGUUUAGUGGACAGAUCCCCCAGACGGAUGAAGAGAAGGAAGAAUUCGCGGCCGACGAAAAGGAAGUCCGCGCCGUGUGUACGUUUUUGCGUCACAAGGUCAUCCCAGAUCUGAUCACGGAACUUCACGAUGGCGAUGUGGGUUUCCCCAUGGACGGACGGUCCCUCUGCCAGCUGAUUCAUAAACGAGGCAUCAACAUCAGGUACCUCGGACGGCUCGCGAGAGCCGCGGAAGAGAAAGGACGUCGUCUCCAAGCGUUCUCCACGGUGGUAUUACAAGAGAUGGUAUCGCGGGCUUUCAAACACAUUGUCAAUGGCUACUUGCGCCAUCUGCCCGCCUUGUUCGCCGGAUCUUGCAUCUCACAUCUUUUGAAUUGCCUCCUUGGUGUGGAGGUGAAUUCAAACCCGCGUCCGGAGAUCGACGAGGACCUGAGAUCUCUGUAUCCCGACGGGGACUUCGCAUUUGAGCAGGUGAACCCGACCGAACUCCAGGCGGCCAUCGAGAAACAGGUUCGAAUUCGGUAUCGAUAUGAGCUGAAGGACAAUUGGCAGGCCUUGGUCCAUCCAUUGCCACUUCUGCGAGAAACUUGCCUGAAGCUUGGUGUCCAACUGGCUGCUCGUGAAUAUAUCUUCAGCAAGGGGGUCCCGUUGUCUCAUGACGCUUCUCCGGCUCGGAGUGGGAGCGACACUCACUCCAAUAAUGGUGCGCCGCAAGAAGAUGGGAGUAAGAAGAAGAAAAAGAAGGGCGGCGAACAGUCGCCAGGCAAUAAUACGGCCGUUGCGAAAUCUAACACGACCUUCACUCCCGAAGACAUUCUCAACAUUGCGCCGAUCGUCAAAGACGCUGCUCCGAGGAGCGCGCUGGCCGAGGAAGCUUUGGAGGCGGGCAAGAUCUCGCUCGCCCAAGACCAGAAGCAGCUCGGGCAGGAGUUGGUCCUCGAGUCGUUGUCGCUGCACGAGCAGAUUUAUGGGAUCCUCCACCCCGAAGUGGCGAAAAUGUAUCAUUCUCUAUCCACCAUCUACUAUCAAACCGAUGAGAAAGAAGCCGCGGUGGAACUCGCGCGCAAAGCCGUCAUCGUGACAGAGCGAACGUUGGGAGUGGACUCCCAUGAUACAAUUUUGGCGUACCUCAAUCUCUCGCUCUUCGAACACCACGUUGGCAACACGACGCAGGCAUUGAAAUAUGUGCGGCACGCCCUGGACCUGUGGAAAAUUAUUUUUGGACCGAAUCAUCCCGAUUCCAUUACAACCAUGAACAAUGCCGCAGUUAUGCUCCAGUCUCUCAAAGAAUAUUCCGAGUCGCGCAAAUGGUUCGAAGCGUGCUUUACGGUUUGCGAAGGUCUUUUUGGACGUCAGUCUAUCAAUGCCGCCACCAUUUUGUUCCAAUUGGCGCAGGCCUUGGCUCUCGAUGGAGACCCAAAGGGUGCCGUGAACAAAAUGCGUGAUGCAUACAAUAUCUUCCUGACAGAGCUGGGGCCGAACGACCGAAACACGAAAGAGGCGGAGAGCUGGCUGGAACAGUUGACUCAAAACGCCGUGUCGAUUGCCAAACAAGCCAAAGUACUACAAAACAGACGCUUCGGUAGCAUCCGACAAUUUCCCCGGAUGGGUUUGGGUGUCAGACUUCAACCACAAAACGCCGGCGCGGCGGCGCCAAAUGCAAGUGUCCGCACGACCGGUGCAGACGCCAAUGUACGAACUGGUACCGGCAAUGUUGCCAUAGACUCACGGAGUAUUGACGAACUGUUGAAAUUUAUUGAAGGUGUUGAUCCACGAAGCCAUCAACGCACAAAACAAAAGAAGAAAUCUCUUAAUCCCAAAGCGAGAGGCACAAGAAAGACCGGGACCGCCUAG
This is a messenger RNA of Rhinocladiella mackenziei CBS 650.93, 3885 nucleotides long. RefSeq lists its product as uncharacterized. Gene Ontology annotation, molecular function: mRNA binding; protein binding. Gene Ontology annotation, cellular component: cytoplasm. Gene Ontology annotation, biological process: intracellular distribution of mitochondria. NCBI's taxonomy places the organism in Eukaryota, Fungi, Ascomycota, Eurotiomycetes, Chaetothyriales, Herpotrichiellaceae. Bases 1 to 3885 code for a protein of 1294 amino acids. The record is from RefSeq and is a predicted model, not a curated record. The transcript has 2 exons.